This is a messenger RNA of Leptinotarsa decemlineata (Colorado potato beetle), 1274 nucleotides long. RefSeq lists its product as uncharacterized. NCBI's taxonomy places the organism in Eukaryota, Metazoa, Arthropoda, Insecta, Coleoptera, Chrysomelidae. Gene Ontology annotation, molecular function: calmodulin binding. The record is from RefSeq and is a predicted model, not a curated record.
CCUUGUUUUCACCGAUGUUAUCAAUGAAUGAAGUGACAUAUCGCUGUCUCAUCUGACAAGUAGGUAGUUUUCUCCACGAAAUAAAUUUCCAUCAACCGAAAAUGAAUGUAAUGAUGCAAAGACAUGCUGCAAAAUACAUUUAUAUUGUCCCUGACGGGUUGAGAGAACUGAUGAGCGAUAUUUCCAGAGAAGUACUGAGAAGCCAGCCAAAAGAUGUGUAUACAUUCAUUGCUGAUUAUUUAGAAGCUCUGCUUAUCACAAGAGAAAAUGCGAGAGUAGCUGCUAGAUUGGUACAGAGUAUAACGGAUAUAACGACGACCACUUGUGAAUUUCUGGAGGCUACGGGGAUGAGAAGAGCCGAAGCUGAUAAGAUCGUCAGCAUCAUCCAGAAAACUUUCAAAAAGCACGUACAGGAACAAGAAUCAUUUGCAUUCGACAGAUUGUCGGAAGAAGUAGAGGAAGUCAACAUAAUAUCAGACAUCAUUGACGAAGCAAAAAUCAGCCCAGAAAAAGGCGAGCAAGCCGCAAUUAUCAUACAACACGCAUAUCAAAACUUCAAACGGAGAAAACAAAAAGAGAAAGAGUUACUGAGUGGAAUUAUAGACUGGCGACUUGCUGCAAGAAGCGCAAUCAAGCUUUACAGACGAACAGGUGUCACAAAUGAAGAGGCAAACAGAGCUGCCACUUUAAUAAAGAAAGCAUACAAGGGAUAUUACACCCGUCAAAUGAUAAAAAAACUCAACGUCGAGAACAGGAAUUUAUACGAAGAAAAAGAACCUGAAGUAAUCGAAACCGGGCCAGAAGAAACAGAAGAAUCAGUCGCAUCCGAGGAAAUUGAGCAGGAUCAACAAGAACCCAAACUGUCCGAUUCGAAAUGUGUCAAAAUCAACUACGACACCGUCAUUCCACAUGUAAACUUCGGUGAUGUAGAUUAUGCAGUGAAAGAAACUGAAGAAACUUCCCAAUCGAAAGAAAGGACCACUGAAAGAACCAGCACCACAAGUGCAGUGAUUUCAUCUGCUCUACAGUCAAUUCUGGAUUCAGCGUUUGACCGUGCCACAGAUGCUGUUACAGUAGCUGAACUUCUAGAAGAAACGGACAUGAUCACCCCUCGGGAACCGCAACAGCCUGAAUCGGAUAUGCAAGAGACAGAAUCUCAACCGCCAAUUGAGGCAAGUGAUGGAGGAAGUAUAGAAGGUGAAUGAACAAGUUGACAUUUUUUUAUUGAUCGUUGUAAUCGUAACAUUAAAAAUUGUACAAGAAAUGUCCAAUAU